Effrenium voratum is the source of this 1734-nucleotide messenger RNA. The record is from the annotation of a GenBank genome assembly. NCBI's taxonomy places the organism in Eukaryota, Dinophyceae, Suessiales, Symbiodiniaceae.
AUGAGCAAGGAGAUAGAGAAACGCUGGGGCGCAGCAGUUGCAGCUGGAGUGGUUGACUACGAAGGAGACAACCCAAGCUACCCUGAACGAGUUCGGUUGAAGACCAAGGACUUCUUCCAGGAGUUCGACGAGGCAGCGGUCACCAACCAAUGCCGCAAAGAGGGGGCAGUCUCCAAAGGCGACGCAGCUGUGGCAAACUUGGCAGCCACACUUGAAGCUCCAGAGGAAGCGCUUCAGUUGCCAGUGUCAGUGUCAGCCAAAGCCAAAGCCGCAGCCAAGGAUGGCCAGGGUCCUGGCAAAGGAAGUGGUCCGGAGCACAGCGAAGUGGCCGGUGCGAACACUGCGGCGUUUGCAGUGGAGCGGCUCAAAGCGUUCGAACAGUGGGCCCACCAGUUUGAGGUGGUGCUCCUGAUGCCGUUUCGCAAGAACUACGACACGUUGAACGCGCAGGUGGCAGAGCUGGACACUUCGGAGUCUGAGUUGCUGGAAGAGUACAAGAAAUUGGUGAAGGAGCGCUUGGAUGUUGCAGGGGCUGCCCUUGUUGAAGCCCCAAGCAAAGUCCAGGAGGCAGUGAAGAUUGGCGAGAGCAAGUACAAGGAGCACGAUGCCAAGAUUGCCAGUUGUGCCGGCCAGCUCAAACUCAAGCCCUGUGCGCAGCCCGAUUGUCUCUGCAGCUUUGGCUCACUGGCGCUUCGCAUCCUGAGUUUGAAGACCGCAGAGACGCAAGAUGACCUGCAGACGAUCAUCAAUGUGAUUGCCGGCGGAAGCACUGCGCUGAAGCAAUUGAACAGCGCAGUUUCAACUGCCAUGCAAGAGGUUUUGAAGGCUGUGAAAGACUGCCGGCAGAGAGAGAAGUUGCGCAAGAAGCAAGAGGCUGAUACCAUGCCCAAGCGUCUGGCUGCUUUGGAGGAUGACGGCGGCCCGGGUGUCAAGGAAGUUCUCUUGUUCUCUGACCAGGCGAGCUUCCUGAAGAAUCGGGACGAGAAUGCUGAUGAGCUGUGGGCCGCUCCGUGGGUCUUGCAUGAUGAGGCAAGCCUGAAAUCUGCUCUGACUUCUGACGCUGCCGUGCAUGGCCGCUUCAUGAUGUUCAGCUCGCAGUUCGAAUCAUCUGCCCCAGCACAGAAGCAUGGCCGUGCUUUCCUGAAGAUCCAGGAUGGCACUGGGACACAGGUGGCGCAGAUCUUGACAGAGAUGCAGGGCGACUCCAUGGCGAAGAUGUGCAAGGAUGGUCAGCAGGCCAGCGAGAGGGUCAGCAGCCUGUGUGCCAUGGCCUUGGUGGGAGUUCUUGGCGGGCAGCAGACAGUGAGUGUGGCUGAAACGCCGCGCUUUUUGCUGGUGCUGGAGGGCGGCCUGGAUAUGCUGAUCAUGCCGCUGCAGACCUACUUGAGUGUGUGCUCCAAUCUUGGUCCAGCCACUGACUGGACUGCUUGGUUGAACGGCGCCUACCUUCUGGAACAUCUCACAGAGUGUUUUGAGACACAGUCCAUGAGACGGAUUGUGCUGACCGAGUAUGACUUGCUGUAUGUGCCGCCCAUGUCAAUGGUCUGGGAGGUUGGUCUGGAAAGCAAGAGCGUGUUCCUUCGCUCGUGCUGGUGCAGCUGGCGCAACUUGGAAGGUGACGUGGAAACUAUGAAGCAAAUCCUCGCCAUGACCAAUUGGGGAGAGUCGGAAAAAGUGCAGCAGCAGAUGAAAGAGGUCCUGGACUACAUGAACACGCUUGCCGAAGAGGACUAG